This is a messenger RNA of Drosophila albomicans, 931 nucleotides long. It is a transcript of the gene DCTN5-p25, whose product is annotated as dynactin subunit 5. The transcript has 3 exons. The coding region runs from base 93 to 671 and encodes 192 amino acids. The record is from RefSeq and is a predicted model, not a curated record. Lineage: Eukaryota; Metazoa; Arthropoda; Insecta; Diptera; Drosophilidae.
AACAAUCCAAGUUUUGCAUUUCAGUUUACGGUCACACUGUUACAGUCUGUUAAUUUACUGAAGUAUUUAUUUAAUUUAGAAAUAGUUUAAUUAUGGAAAUCGCAGACUCUUAUUAUAGUAAAGAUGAAUACGUUGAAACGGCCUCUGGAAAUAAAGUUAGUCGUCAUACAGUGCUCUGCGGCUCCCAGAACAUUGUGCUCAACGGCAAAGUGAUUGUUCAAAGCGGUGCCAUCAUACGAGGUGACUUGGCAAACGUUCGUACUGGGCGAUACUGUGUAAUAAGCAAAAACUCUGUGAUACGACCACCAUACAAGCAGUUUAGCAAGGGCAUCGCAUUCUUUCCAAUGCACAUUGGAGAUCAUGUUUUCAUUGGCGAAGGUGCCGUGGUGUCUGCGGCAAUUAUUGGCUCCUUUGUGUAUAUUGGUAAAAAUGCCAUUAUUGGACGCCGUUGUACGUUGAAGGACUGCUGUGUGAUUGAAGAUGGUGCAGUUUUGCCACCGGAGACGACAGUAUCCAGUUACAUGCGAUAUACAUCCAAAGGUACCAUUGAGGGAGGCCAGGGCAAUCCAUAUUUUGUGCCCGCAGCCAUGCAGGAUGAAAUGGCCAACUAUACAAAGUCAUUUUAUGAGCACUUUGUGCGUACUCCGUUGCCUGCGAGUAUAAAGACUUAAAAAGUGAACUAUAAUAAUAAAGUUAACUCUAGGUACGACGUCAUGGUAGUAUUAUUUGCGUUUACUUACAAAGAAUACUGCAAGUCUUUGUAUUAUCCGUUAUUUCUGAAUAUUUUAUAUACUAGCUCACAGUGAUUGUAAUUUCUUUAAGACGUUUAAUUUUUAAUCGUAGAACUAUAUAUAUUAUUUAUAAAACUAUUAUCUAGUCGAGUAGUCCCGUGUUGCAGUCGUAGGCUUCAUGACCACUCUCAAAGAUGACA